Ilyonectria robusta is the source of this 1530-nucleotide messenger RNA. Its product is annotated as major facilitator superfamily domain-containing protein. Bases 1 to 1530 code for a protein of 509 amino acids. The record is from RefSeq and is a predicted model, not a curated record. Gene Ontology annotation, molecular function: transmembrane transporter activity. NCBI's taxonomy places the organism in Eukaryota, Fungi, Ascomycota, Sordariomycetes, Hypocreales, Nectriaceae. The transcript has 5 exons. Gene Ontology annotation, cellular component: membrane. Gene Ontology annotation, biological process: transmembrane transport.
AUGACCGCCCCAGAUGCGCACACCAACCCGGACUCCGACCGGGCGUCGAUGACCAACGAAAAGGCUGAAGACGCGCAAUGCAUUGAAGUUGUGCCCACCAGAGAGGGCGCCGCUGUUUCGCCUCAGGAUAUCCAGGCUCGAUUCGACCUCUUGCGUCAUCUUGGCCCAGAGCGGAUGGCUGAACUGAACAAAAGCGUCGUGAAGAAGAUUGACUGGCACAUGAUGCCUUGUGUCACUCUUAUGUUCUUGAUGAACUACCUUGACCGUAUCAACGUGUCCAACGCCCGUCUCGCCGGGCUCCAGGACGACUUGCACAUGUCCGACACCGUGUGGAAUGCCGGUAUAUCCACCUUCUAUGUGGGAUACCUCAUCGGCCAACUUCCUGGAAACCUCCUCAUGGCUAAGACGAACCCCCGUUGGUUCCUCCCCACUACCAUGCUCAUAUGGAGCGCUGGAACUAUUUGCAUGCCAGCCAUGACGAACGGCGUGGGCUUUUGCGUAGUUCGAUUCUUCAUUGGUCUGGCCGAAGCUCCCUUCUUUCCUGGACUAACACUCAUGACAUCCUCCUGGUACACCAAGGAAGAAAGCCCUUUCCGCAUGGCCAUCUGGCACGCUGGAAAUACCAUCUCCAAUAUCAUCUCCGGUUUUCUCGCCGCCGGUAUCCUUGAGAACAUGGACGGUGUCGCUGGCCUUCACGCCUGGCAGUGGUUCUUCCUUAUCGAAGGCAUAGUGUCAAUUAUUAUCGCACUGGUAUCCUACGUCUACCUUCCCUCAUGGCCCAACGACACCAAAUUCCUCACAGAGGAAGAGCGCGAGAUGGCCCAGUACCGUAUUCUCGUCUCCAAUGGUGGUCGUGAUGAGGGUAUUGGUGGGACAUGGGAUGGUGUCAAGGAGGCCGUCAGGGAUCCCUUUACCUGGUUCUUCUGUCUUAUGCAUUUCGCUCUUAUAACUGCACAGAGCUUCAAAGACUUUUUGCCUUCGAUUAUGGAUACCUUUGGCUUCAACAAGAUGACCACGUAUCUCAUCCAAGCACCACCAUACGCUAUUGCCUACAUCGCUGCCUGUCUCAUAGCAUGGUCAUGCGGCCACUUCCAAGAAUCAACGUGGCACGUCGUGAUCCCUAUUAUUUUCUCCGCCGCCGGCUGCGGUAUCCUCAUUGGAACAAUCAACAUUGCGGCGCGGUACAUUGGCAUCAUACUUCUCAUAUCUGGCACCUACAGCGGCCUCAACUUGCAGCUUUCCUGGGAGACGACUGUGGUCCCCGCGCCUCGCGCCAAAAAGGCCGCGCUUAUUGCCAUUGCCAACUGCAUCAGCCAGGUCAGCCACUGGUUCAGCCCGUACUUUUAUCCGACUAGCCAGGAACCGUUUUACCGUAUGGCUGGUGGCCUGCUACUGUUGGGCUGUGCACUGACUAUCGUUGCGGCGUUUUUGGUCAAGUGGAGAGCAAAGCGGUUGAACAAGGAGCUGGAUGCAACGGAAGGGUGGACCCCAAACUCUGGCUUUGAAAGGGGAUGGAGAUAUAAGCACUGA